This is a messenger RNA of Ceratitis capitata (Mediterranean fruit fly), 1603 nucleotides long. RefSeq names its product dnaJ homolog subfamily A member 4 (gene DnaJ-H). The transcript is spliced from 3 exons. Gene Ontology annotation, cellular component: cytosol; cytoplasm. Gene Ontology annotation, biological process: protein refolding. The coding region runs from base 173 to 1402 and encodes 409 amino acids. Lineage: Eukaryota; Metazoa; Arthropoda; Insecta; Diptera; Tephritidae. The record is from RefSeq and is a predicted model, not a curated record. Gene Ontology annotation, molecular function: Hsp70 protein binding.
AAUCGUCAAUUUGCUCAUCGCUGUCGACGUCGGCGAACGUCAGAGAACGUAGAAAGAAUAUAGAAAGCUUUCUCAAUGCAAAAUUUUCUCAAUUUGUUAUUUUGUGUUUGUGCUGACGGAAAAUAUUGAGGAAAAUUGAUUUUUGUUGCAAAAAAUUUAGAAAGUUAUUGUCAUGGAGAAUGUAGAGCUGUACGAAAUUCUCGGAGUGAAUAAAAAUUCAACAGAUGCUGAAAUUAAAAAGAAUUAUCGUAAAUUAGCAAAAGAAUUCCACCCAGACAAAAAUCCAGAAGCGGGUGAUAAAUUUAAGGAAAUUUCUUUUGCAUAUGAGAUACUUUCUGAUCCAGAUAAACGUAAAAUCUAUGAUCGCUAUGGACUAAAAGGACUGCAAGAAGGCAGUGAUGGAUUCGGUGAUGCUUCCGAAUUCUUUUCACAUUGGUUUCCAUUCACAGCUGGUCAUAGUCAUGCAGGGGAUGGUGGCGGUGGAGCGAAUAGCCGGGCACGGCAAGCAGCGCAAGUAGUUGUAAAACUAGAAGUGACGCUUGAGGAAUUAUAUAAUGGUAACGUGUCUAAACCUGUAGAAUAUAAACGUACUUCCUUUUGUGUUGACUGCGACGGUGAAGGUGGACCAAAAAUGUCGUUGGAACAAUGCAAAGCCUGUAAUGGCACUGGCCGCACUGCGAAUUACUCUUUUAUGGGGGCCUUCGUAAAUGCAUUUGAAUCUACCUGCCCAUCUUGCUAUGGACGUGGUACCACCAUACCAGAGGCAUCACGUUGCACUACAUGUAGUGGUAGUGGUUUAGUGGAAGAAGAAGUAAAACAUGAGGUGCCUAUAGAAAAAGGCGCACCAAAUAUGUCGAAAAUAGUUUUCCACUCUGCUGGCAAUCAACCGUUAGUGGGCGAGCGAGGUGAUCUUAUUGUGGUCUUAGUACAAGCCGAACAUGCCGUUUUUAUAAGACGUCAAAAUGAUUUAUUUCUGCGAGAUAUGCGCAUAAAUAUCACACAAGCAUUAUGUGGCUUCAUACAUUGCUUCCAACAUUUGGAUGGUCGUCCAAUAUGCAUCACAAAUAAACCAGGCGAUGUUAUAAAAUAUGGCGAACUGAGGGUGGUUAGCGGCGAAGGCAUGCCUUUGCGUAAUAAUCCCUUUGAACGUGGAGAUUUGUUUGUUGAAUUCAAUAUUGAUUUUCCCGAUGAUAAUUUUGCGACUGAAGAUCAAAUGCAUCUAUUGGAGACGCUAUUGCCACCUCGCCAACCCUUCACAAUGCCUGAAGACGCAGAGGAAGUUGUCAUGAUGGAGGUGCCACCAUACGGUGAAGGUAGUCAUGCUGGUGCUCACGGCGGCAUGGAUGACGAUGAUGACGAUGCCCCACCACAUUUCGAAAGUGUGCAAUGUCAAACGGGUUAAAGCGGCUAGAAGACAUGUAUAGAAGUAGAUGUAGUAAAUCAUGUGACAGCUAAUGUGGAAAAUAGUCGGUGCGAAUACGAUAAAUUAUAUGUACGCUGUAUGCAACAUAUAUAUGUAUGUAUAAUGCAGCAUAAGUCUGUAUAAGGCUUGACCAAAUGAUGAUAACCAUAUAAUUGAUAAUAAGAACGUAAAUUUAAUGUA